GCUUGGUGCUGUUUCUUCAGUUCGUCCUCCUCGGUCUCAGCGGGCUUGACCCAGCCACGCUUCUCCAAGGAGCCCCGGCAUCGUUUCCAUGCCUGCUGGCAGAGGAGACGAUCCCGGUCUGGUAAACCCAUUUUGGCAAUCGUUGGAUUGACUGGAUCUCAGAGGAUGAUUUCCACUCCUCGAGGGAUUUUUUUUCUAGUGUCUGUGGUGAGAACCAUUUUGUCAAGCAGAUUGGUAAGCCCGCAUGCUCAUGACCUUGUUAACAGACAUCAGUUGACCGUAGAUACGAGCUGCGGACGUAACAGCAAUCAAAUAUCGGACAUGAAGCACUCAUGCUUGACUGCGUCUGCCUUCAGUGGUGAUUUGCCGCUGUUGCUGCCAUCUUUUGUGCCGGCAUCUCAGCCCGUAGAUAGAACAGUGAUCCCCAAGGUCCGUAUUCGCAUAGGGUUUUCAGCUCCAAGAUGGAGAUAAAAUUCGACGUUGUCAUUGCAAGCUAGUAUCACGGGCAUAACGAAGUCGCAGGAAG
Messenger RNA from Neurospora tetraspora, 526 nucleotides. RefSeq lists its product as uncharacterized. The record is from RefSeq and is a predicted model, not a curated record. The transcript has a single exon. NCBI's taxonomy places the organism in Eukaryota, Fungi, Ascomycota, Sordariomycetes, Sordariales, Sordariaceae. Bases 166 to 471 code for a protein of 101 amino acids.